Molecule: messenger RNA, 1434 nt
Organism: Penicillium nucicola
Lineage: Eukaryota; Fungi; Ascomycota; Eurotiomycetes; Eurotiales; Aspergillaceae
Exons: 1
Coding region: 1-1434 (477 amino acids)
Biological process (GO): dephosphorylation
Molecular function (GO): phosphatase activity
Source: RefSeq, a predicted model, not a curated record
AUGAAGUACUCGAUUACAUCUGGUCUCUUGCUAGCUACCUCUCUGUCUACAGUGGAGGCAGAGCGUGUGCUGGGUGCUUAUAUCUUUGCGCGUCAUGGUGACAGAACCCCCAAGGUCUUUGGUAGCACCCAAUUGACUGAUCUGGGUUACCGUGAGGUCUUUGACGCUGGUUCAUUCUAUAAUCAGCGUUAUAUUUCCGACAACUCCUCCAAGCAGAUUGAGGGAAUCAACCCAGAGGUCGUCAGCGCCAAGCAGAUUAGUGCUACUGCUCCUUCGGAUGCUGUGUUGCAAAACUCCGCCACUGGCUUCUUGCAGGGUGUAUACCCUCCUGUUGGAACAGUAGCUUCCCAGACUCUGGCCAAUGGCUCUUCAGUCGAGGCUCCGUUGGGCGGCUACCAGCUCAUCCAGCUGUCGACAUCGACGACGAGCAAGAACAGUGAGGACGCUACUUGGUUGCAGGGUUCCAGCGGUUGCCAAAAGGCAACCCUGAGCAGCAACAAUUACUUUACAUCGGAAUCAUACACAUCUCUGCUGUCUUCCACCCAGGAUUUCUACAAGUCUCUCUCGCCCAUGCUGGACGGGGCCUUUUCUUCCUCUCAGAUGUCCUUCAAAAAUGCCUACACCAUCUUUGACUACCUUAAUGUCGGCAACAUUCACAACUCCACCUCUACUUUCCCUCACAAGUCCGAUCUGACUGAUGAGGUCUACCACCAGUUGAUCUCCCUGGCCGGUAGCCAUGAGUUCAACUUGGCCUAUAACGCCUCUGAAAAGGUGCGCGCCAUCGACGGUGCUGUUCUGGCAGGUGAAAUUCUGGCAGGCCUCAACGACACCAUUGCCACAAAGGGCAAGUCCAAGCUGAACGUCGGAUUCGGCUCAUACGGCACUAUCUUCUCGCUCUUCGGCCUGCUGCAGAUGCCUGCUGCCUCGGUCAAUUUCACCGGUAUCCCAGACUAUGCCUCAUCCAUGGUCUUCGAGCUGGUGACCAAUGCCACUGGUACUGAUUUCCCAUCGGCAUCCGACCUCAGUGUGCGCUUCAUGUUCCACAACGGUACCCUCACCGGUGGAGCUGAGCCCGCCGUCUACCCGUUGUAUGGCCAGUCCAGCGAGCUCCUCUCAUGGGACGACUUCUCCAAGAAGACCAAGGAGAUUGCAGUGACCUCUGAUGAAGAUUGGUGCAGCUUGUGUGGCAACACAGAUGGCAAGUGCGCCAGCUCCGAUAAUGCCACCACCUCCAGCUCCCCCAGCACUAGCACCAGCGGCUCAGGCAUGUCUCUGGCUGUUGCCGGUGUAAUUGGCGCCAUGGUCACUCUCGCUGUGAUUCUUGGUUUGCAGGCCCUGUUCUUCUUGGUUGGUGGAUUCCGCAUCGCCAAGCGGAACAAGGCCGGUCCUGAGAUGAGCUCACCGGCUGUUGUUGAGGCGGAUAAGAAGGCUUAA